This is a messenger RNA of Mesoplodon densirostris (Blainville's beaked whale), 3414 nucleotides long. RefSeq names its product atlastin GTPase 2 (gene ATL2). NCBI's taxonomy places the organism in Eukaryota, Metazoa, Chordata, Mammalia, Artiodactyla, Ziphiidae. Gene Ontology annotation, biological process: protein homooligomerization; endoplasmic reticulum organization. Gene Ontology annotation, molecular function: GTP binding; GTPase activity. Bases 13 to 1764 code for a protein of 583 amino acids. The record is from RefSeq and is a predicted model, not a curated record. The transcript is spliced from 13 exons.
AAUCGGUACAAGAUGGCGGAGGGGGACGAGGCAGCGCGGAGGCAGCAGUCGCACGAGGGGCUGCGGCGCCGGAGGCGAACCAGCGACCCAAACACCGGGGUUAACCACGUCUCGUCCACAACCCUCCUAGGUGAGAAUUAUGAAGAUGAUGACCUAGUAAACUCUGAUGAGGUUAUGAAGAAACCAUGUCCAGUACAGAUUGUUCUUGCACAUGAAGAUGACCAUAAUUUUGAGCUUGAUGAAGAAGCUUUGGAGCAGAUAUUGCUACAGGAGCACAUACGAGAUCUUAACAUAGUAGUGGUAUCCGUGGCAGGAGCUUUUCGUAAAGGGAAAUCAUUUCUACUGGACUUCAUGCUUAGAUAUAUGUAUAACAAGGAUUCUCAAAGUUGGAUUGGUGGAAACAAUGAACCAUUGACUGGCUUUACGUGGCGAGGUGGUUGCGAAAGAGAAACAACAGGCAUACAAGUCUGGAACGAAGUGUUUGUGAUCGACAGACCUAAUGGAACAAAAGUGGCUGUGCUGCUAAUGGAUACCCAGGGUGCCUUUGAUAGCCAGUCAACUAUCAAAGAUUGUGCAACAGUGUUUGCUCUGAGCACUAUGACUAGCUCUGUCCAGGUAUAUAAUUUGUCUCAAAAUAUUCAAGAAGAUGAUCUUCAACACUUGCAAUUAUUUACAGAAUACGGCAGACUUGCAAUGGAAGAAAUCUACCAGAAGCCAUUUCAGACACUCAUGUUUUUGAUUCGAGACUGGAGUUACCCUUAUGAACAUUCAUAUGGUUUGGAAGGUGGAAAACAAUUCCUUGAAAAGAGAUUGCAGGUAAAACAAAAUCAACAUGAAGAGCUACAGAAUGUAAGGAAGCACAUUCACAAUUGUUUCUCAAAUCUUGGUUGCUUCCUUUUGCCACAUCCUGGUCUUAAAGUUGCAACUAAUCCUAGUUUUGAUGGGAGAUUGAAAGAUAUUGAUGAAGAGUUUAAACGAGAGCUUCGAAAUCUGGUUCCAUUGCUGCUUGCCCCAGAAAAUUUGGUAGAAAAAGAGAUAAGUGGAUCUAAAGUCACUUGUAGAGAUCUUGUAGAAUACUUUAAGGCUUACAUUAAAAUUUAUCAAGGAGAGGAACUUCCACAUCCAAAGUCCAUGCUUCAGGCAACAGCUGAAGCUAAUAAUCUUGCUGCAGUAGCAGGAGCAAGAGAGAUCUAUUGCAAAAGUAUGGAGCAGGUAUGUGGUGGGGACAAGCCUUACAUUGCACCUUCAGAUCUGGAGCGAAGACACCUGGAUUUCAAGGAAGUGGCAAUUAAACAGUUUCGUUCAGUAAAAAAAAUGGGUGGAGAUGAAUUCUGCCGUCGUUAUCAGGACCAGCUUGAGGCUGAAAUAGAAGAAACCUAUGCAAAUUUUAUAAAGCACAAUGAUGGCAAAAAUAUCUUCUAUGCUGCUCGUACCCCUGCCACACUAUUUGCAGUCAUGUUUGCUAUGUAUAUAAUCUCAGGACUGACUGGCUUCGUUGGCCUAAACUCUAUAGCCGUCUUGUGUAACCUUGUCAUGGGGUUAGCACUGACAUCUCUUUGUACUUGGGCAUAUGUUAAAUACUCUGGGGAGUUCAGAGAAAUUGGAACAGUGAUUGAUCAGAUUGCUGAAACACUAUGGGAACAGGUAUUGAAGCCCCUGGGUGAUAAUUUGAUGGAGGAAAACAUAAGGCAGUCUGUAACAAACUCUAUCAAAGCAGGCCUGACUGACCAGGUGUCUCAUCAUGCCAGAUUAAAGACAGACUGACAGUUCAUCUCCUCAUGGACUCCUCUUUCUUUUUUUCAUGCUUGCUGUACAAUGAGAACUCAAAGAUAAACCAAAGUUUACAAUCAACUGUAGAAGUAGUUUAGUAUAACUGGCUUCACAGAUGGCUGCCACAGAGUGUGAAAUUGUUUGUUGGUUUUAAGCAUUCUGUUCAUGGCUCCUAAAACAUGAAGACUGGCUGAGGAGCAUUAGUUUUCAUGCACACUUGUACCAUGUUUAAUUCUUUUUUUUCCCUUUUUACUUAAUCUAAUGUUAGUGAAAUUUGUCUUAUGUAAAGGAUAUUUCAGGGAAAUAUUUUAAGAAAUCUAUUUAGAGUCUCUUUAACACAGUGUCCCAUUGAAAUUUUAAUUUUUAGAGAAGUUAUGAAUCACUGUAUCAAGAAUCAGAUUGGAAUGACAAUGAAGCCUUUAUUGAGCCACGACAUUAAAAGUAUAUAUUGCUUUACUGCCUUCAAUACCAGUAUUACAUAAAUGCAUGUAUCAGAAACUUCACAGAAAUUACAUGACAAAUCUUAUAGCUAAGAAAGUGAUUCUGAGGUGUACAUUUGUCUUGCCUUUUUAAAUUUAUAAACCUGCCCUAAAAGGAGAUGCAUAUCUGGGAAACUGAACUGUCUUUAUGCAGUUUAGCCUUCAUGUACAUAAAAUAUGCCGUUAAUUUAUUGGGGGAGAAAUUCCAUCCAAAAAUGUUGCCUACAGCUAUGAGUUAAGAGUGUCUAUACAGUGUGUAGCUUUUAUUUUCUAAAAUCACAGGUAGGGCAUGUAUAUGAAUUAUAAAUAUAUAAAUACGAUUUUGUAUUAAAAGUUUUGUAGUUUAUGACAAAAUCUGGUUCUGUGGUAGGCUAAUGAGUACAGUCCCUGUGAAGGAAUGUUUGUGGCUCAUGUCAGUGUGUGAAUGCAUAGACAAUUUGAAGUUUUUGAUAUAUUUGUGAUAUUUAUCUUGAGCACUGCAAUCUCACCACCCUCCCCCCACCCCCUCCCCCCAAGGGAAUUCAAUGGGAAUGUUUAUCGUGACUUUGUCCUCUGUUGCAUUUUAAAGUUCCUUCCUGUAAUUUAUUUUCAGUACAUAAUUAAAAAUUUGUAUAUAUAAAAUGGAACUUGUGAUUUUUUUUAAGGAAUUCUUCCAAUAUGUAUUCCAUUACAUAAACCUAUUUGUUUAUACUGAAAAGAGCAUGAGUGGGAAACACCCAAGUGAGAGCUGUAAGGUAUCGUACCUCAUACCUCGAAUCUAAGCUUGUAAAAAGUUAUUUUUCUGUGUCUGUCUCUGUUAGGGAAAACUUGUGAUUAGCCUAGGGGAUUUAUUAAUUUUGUUUCUCUCUUUUUUGUGGUGUAUGUAAGGCUAACAUUCUGUAAUACUUUUGUAGCCUUUUCUAUGAACACCUAUUAAAGCGUCUAGUUUGGUUUUUAAGUGAAGAGAACUCAGAUGUUGAGUUGCAUGGCCGAAAGCUCUAAAUUUACUUUGGUUGAUAUACCUGCCUCCUGCUUCAAAUCCUGUUUUUAUAUGGAUUGUAUUUGUUUCCAUCUGUAUUAAACUGCUACCAACUCAUCUGUUCUUAAACAGAAUCCACCUGAAAUGUGUCUCUUUUUAUUUCUUUUACCACCCUAUUUUAUGAAUGCUGUAGACUGUUUUUAUGAA